This is a messenger RNA of Tigriopus californicus, 5064 nucleotides long. Its product is annotated as inositol polyphosphate-4-phosphatase type I A-like. Bases 369 to 4607 code for a protein of 1412 amino acids. Lineage: Eukaryota; Metazoa; Arthropoda; Copepoda; Harpacticoida; Harpacticidae. Gene Ontology annotation, cellular component: cytoplasm. The record is from RefSeq and is a predicted model, not a curated record. The transcript has 16 exons. Gene Ontology annotation, molecular function: phosphatidylinositol-3,4-bisphosphate 4-phosphatase activity.
ACUAAUAAAAAGCAUCAGAAACGCUGACCAAUUAAGUCCAGCACUGACCUAUUUACGACGGUUAGUUUCAGCAACCCUAACAUAGACAGGUCUCAAAACAAGCCCAAACCCAAAAGAUUCAUGGUUGUCUCACUUAAAAAUGUUUUAUGAACCGUCUUCCACCUUUCUGGAGUGUUAACGUGCUACAGACCUCUGAUUUCUCCCACCCAUUCUAAAGUUACACAACAGACGCCGAUCUCUCCCUAACCAUGUUGACAUUUAGGACAUUUUGGAAAGCUCAAGACAAACAUUUAAACAUGUGAUAUCACACCCUCUUCAAUUGAUGAUGAUCUACCUUUUCUUCACGGACUGUCAAAUCUGUGGGAAGAAUGAGGUUCAACAAAAACGAGGUUGCUUCCCUGGCCUCUCAGCCCUCCCAUAAAUUCGAGAAAGAAGGUGUUCUCUUCGUGAAAGAGCGCCAAGAAGGAUUCUUUCGGAGGACAGAGAAAACCUCGUCCCUUUUAAACCGCUCACUAAAAUCUCGAUCCCGACGAUCCUCGUUAAGCUGCUAUGGUGGAAUGUUGGACAGAGUUUCGGUGGAACGAUGGUGUCGACUUCGAGGGAACUUGCUGUUCUAUUUCAAGUCGAGAGAUCAUUGGUCCGAACCCGCUGGAGUCAUCAUCAUUGAGGACUGCUCGGUCGAAGUGGAAACCAGCCUGUUGGAAUCCACUUUCGGGAUCAUUCUCAAGUUCGGAGGCGGCCUUCAACAACAUUUGGCCACCUACACGGAACAGGACCGAGAUGCUUGGACCGUGGCUUUAAAAUCUGCCUCCCAUCGGACCAUGAAGGCUCAUCUGCAAACCCUGAAGCAAAAGAUCCAAACCAAGCUUUAUGGCAACCCUGCGUUGGCGAGCUCGGCUUCAUCCGAAGAAAUCUCGUCAUUGAUUGCACCGAAAGUCCCCUCUGUGAUAGAUCCUUCCGAGGCUCCUAUAGUCGAGAUAUCCCUCUCCUGUGAUAAUCUACUCUGCGAUGCUCUCGGUCGGGCCCCUUCCGCCAGGCUUGUCAUCCACACUCGAAAUCCGCCAGAGAUCUUGUGGAAGCGAGUGGCUCAAACCGAGAUUGCUGAGAAGAGCAGUAAUCCAGCCUACCUGAGAACGAUCCAAUUUCGAGCUAGUGAACACUUUUCGGACAAGACCGAGGUUCGAAUCACGGCCUUGGAUUUUCGGGAGCGGUUCACUUCAACCGCCACUCAAUUGGGAAAGGCUCAUAUUACCAUAGAUCAACUUAAAACAGGAGGACGAUCUCGUCUAAAAUUGGAGUCCCCAAAUCCCGAGGGUCGAAAUGCUGGAUUUGUCACGCUCAAUGCAUGGACGUUCGAGGUGAAGGUGCCUGGAUCCACCGACUCCACACCAUAUCAUACCAAUAAACAUGGAUUAGAAAGUGCCAAGGACCUCAAGGCCGAGCUCAACAACGGACACGCGGCAGACUUCCAUGGCAGAUUAACCACUGGACUUCGAGGUCACCGCCGAUCCCAGUCCCUCCCUCCGGACACUCAUCAAUUGGCUCGAUUGCCUCAGCACAAGUCAUUGGGCAUGAUUUUUGCCAACCCCAUCGUCAAGACCUAUCGAUUCCACUCAGGUCUCUGCGGUGAUAUUGACGUCCAGGAAUUGAUGGCGGAAUCCAAGCUGAGUUUCACUUUCCCACAACAAUUGCUAUCCCUGUGGAUUUGCGAAGAGAAAGAGCUGGUACAUGAAAUUGCCGGAUUAGGGGAGCUCAAAUCCCCGUGGCACGAAUGUCAGAUGACCUGGCUGGAGAACCACUUAAAUCUCAUCAAUACUUAUUCCCAAGCUUUGGAGAAUCUGGACAACCAUCGCCCUAAACUCAAUUUUCGUAAAAGCACUCAAAAGAGUGACAAAACUUUCGAGUUUGUCCCCACCAACUUGCACCUCCAGCGAAUGUGGGUUCAGAACGAAAGUCUGAGGAAAUCCGGAUUCUACGAUACCUUCACGCACGGCGCUUUCACGGCCAUGGCUCAAAAGUCUCCAGGAUUAAUCAAAAUGCUCAAGGACUUGAAAGCCCCUCAAAAGGACAGCAAUGCAUGGUGCUCUCAAUCAGAUCGACUUCAAAUGGCGGAAGAUAUGCUCGCGGCAGUUCGAAGGGUUCGGAAGGAGGUGGUGGAUUGCAUGAGGGUUCUUAUGAAGCAAGGCAAGGAAAAACGCUCAGACGGCAUGUUUGCCAUGGUUGAGGACAUGCUGAGAAAGACCAAGUGUCUGUGCAGUCUAAUGGAUCAGGGUUUGGUCGAGGAGGCUUUUGUUUUCCUCGAAGACAACCGAAUUGCCCAACGACCCGAAAGAGAUGAGUUCUCCGAGUCAGUCUCCGAGUUUAUGCAACGGAACAAGCUGAAGAUUGACUUGCCAUUGUUCAGACAUAAUAAGUUUGAGAACCUUCAAACCCCUUGUACGGAGUUCCUUUCAAAAGAGCUCAGAACUCCUGAUGUGGACAUGUUCAGUCCAACCGAUCCGAUGUCAAGCGAAUUUUGGAGGACCUACAGCGCUUAUACAUCAGGGUAUCAGUCUGUGGAUAGACUAUCAGAUAUUGAUGAGUUCGAAGAGUCCUUCAAAUAUUUGAGUGUGGUUGAUAAAACGAGGCAUUAUUACACCCUUUGUCGGACGGGUUCGCCCAUAGAUACACCAUCAGGAUCUCCUAGGCAUUUGCCCACGCCUAAAAGAUCUCAGAGUCAGCACUCAAUGAGACAUGGCGAAGAUAAGGUUCAUUCCCAUCACGAAGAUGAAGGCAUCGGUCGCGAUGAAGUUAGUAAUGGCAAUGAAAAUAUGGCGGAUGACCUCUACUCUGAAGAUGAAGGAGAAUUCAGACUUCAUGGAGUGGAAGACGUUUUGAACGCCAUUGAAGAGAUUGAAGAAGACCACUCUGAAGACUGCCUUAGCGAUGAUGAAGUUGAGUUCGGCGCCAAUGAAAGUCUAUUUGAUGCAUCUGAAUUUACUACUCAAAAUGAAACAAACAAAGACACUCCCCAAGAGAGCCCACGGGAAAGUCCCGCCAAAGCAAAGGCAAACUUGAAAGAACAACCGGUGGCAAACACGGGCAAUAACAAAGUAACUCUGGCAGCCCCCCAUCCGCAACCCCCUAAGAAGGACCAAAAUGAUCAAAACCUAACGUCCGACUCUCCCAGUGGACUUCACUACAGAUCUGGGGAUGAACCUGAACCAAUUGACUUAACUCACCUCAAUAUCGAGGCAGCUAUGAUGUGCUUGGCAAGUAAGAUCCGAAUGCUCUGUGGCAAAGCCAAUAGUCCCACUCUCAGUUCCCGAACGUUUCGCUUCAAAGAGCUGGACAUGGCCCGGCAAAAGAAGCUCGGGAGCGUUGUUUCCAGUAUUCCCAAAUCUGCCUCUUUGGAUUCGGCUUUCAAGAUCCCCGAUGUUCCUCGGCCUCAGGAGUCUCCCAACGAUAUCGAGGACUGGACAUCCGAGUUGAGACCGAGCAUGAGAAAAUUACGCCAAGGCAUGGAUAGCUUGUGUAAGACCUCACGAUUGGUCUGCAGCGUUCUUCGAUUGCAACAAUCACGAGAGGCGGUCAAUCUGAGCCAUGAUAUCAAAUAUCGCCGUGACGUUUGCUUCUCUCAGGCACUCACAACCUUAACCUCCUCCCUGAUGGCCAAAUUCUGGACCAUGGAGCCGGACCCGGCAUUUCUACACAUAUGCGCUCACCUAGGCCCCUUGGUGGCCUUUGAGAGUUUAGUCACCAUUCACGGGGACGAAACGGCUAUGUUCAACGACAUGGUGGUGGCAGUAGAGGACUUGAGGAAUGUGGAGUUCACCCUGAUUCUUGUGGACAAGCGGGCCAAAGCCAAGGCUAGACCCCUAACACCCAAGCCAAGUGGUCAAAUGCCGAUAUUACCCUACCACUCGUUUCCCCUCCCUAGGGUGACUGGUUCUCGCUGCAGCUUGAAAGUGCUACUUCCUGUUCCGGAUUACGUCUACACGAUGUUGCCUCUUGACAAGAUCAAGACCAUGACCUUUAGCAUUACCCCGGUAUUUUUCAAUGUGGGGAUCAACCAGAAUGCUUACCUCGCCGGUCGCUUUGGCAAUAAUGGGCUUCAAGAAAAAAACAACCUGGACAAUUUUAAGAUACUUCAAGAAUAUCAUAGGAGGUUCAAGAAGCUUGAUUUGCCCCAAGUUUCAAACAUGCCUGGGAGUCGGACCAAAAGAUUGUCAGUGAGUGGUUCCAACGAGCCUCAGCUAGAGGAUCUUUUGGCCAUUUUGAAGAAUGAGGUGAACAACAGGAAGAUCCAGAACGUUGAAAUUCUUCAUUUGGCAUCCGCUAUAACCAGAAGACUUCAAGGGAUUCGUUUUAUCAAUUGCAAAAGUGGAAAAGACAGAACUGGCAUGGCUGCAACAUUGGAGCAAGUUCAAAUAUUGUCUCGUGACUAUGACUUGGCCGAAAACGAGUACAAGAAGGCACUUGAUGUCAUGAGAUGUGAGGGCACGCGAUGUGAUAACGUGCUGAAGAAUAUCGGUGACAAGCGAUAUGCCUUUAAUACAAUACAAUUGACAGCUUUCCCAUAUCAAUAUCGACCUCCCGUGGGAUCGUAUGGUAGUAAGGUCACUUAAACGGCCGUUAUUUUUGCUUCCCUCUGAACUUCUACUAAGUAUCAUUCCUGUGCCAAAUUUUGUUCGUCAAAAAAAAAAGCUUCAAAUUUUAUACAACAACGUAACGCUACAACAUAACAAAUGUUCUUCCACAAUUUCGUCAUCAGUGGUGAAUUUCGAUUUGUCACGAGAUCGCUUCCAAUUUCUUUGCCUAUGUAGUGUGGGUAGGAACUGCUUUUUCUUGCUCUUUUUGUUGCUAAUUUCUAAUUGUUAUCUCAUCAUCAUUACCACUUUUGAGUUUACUUUCGCCAUAUCACUCAAGAAUGUACUAAAACUAUACAUAAAGUAGUGACCUAUUCCAAGAAAAAUGGUUAGUAUGAGCGUAUGAUCAUUUGUCAAACUCCCCCCAAUGAUUGAGCAUAGAAAACCAGUGUCCAAAUUAUUUUUUGAGUUUCAAUAAUAAAGUAUUUAACCUUGU